Meleagris gallopavo (turkey) is the source of this 305-nucleotide messenger RNA. NCBI's taxonomy places the organism in Eukaryota, Metazoa, Chordata, Aves, Galliformes, Phasianidae. The record is from RefSeq and is a predicted model, not a curated record.
UGGGAUAUCGGAGGUAUUAUGGGAUGGAAACCACCAGCAUGGCGCUGCGAUACGGGAUGAUGGCGGCCGUGGCGAACCCCGCCAUCAUGGAGCGGGUUCAGGAGGAGCUGGAUCGCGUUGUGGGGUCGGAGCGGCCGCCAUCUUUACGGGAUCGCCCGGCGCUGCCCUACACCGACGCCGUCAUCCACGAGGUGCAGCGGCACCUCGACCUCAUCCCACUGGGGUUCGUCCGCACCGUCACCAGGGACACCCCCUUCCGGGGGUACAUCAUCCCCAAGGUGCGCUAAUUAGGGGUUAAUUAGGCU